AUGGCCCAGCAGCUCACUAAGAUGAAAGAAUCGGAGGCUGCCAUGGGCUGUGGCAAAAGUUGCCUGGAACGCUACAGAGACAACGGGAAAAACGAAAAGCAAUCAAAAGCCCCUAAGGACUCUACUGUAAUGGCCUUGGAGUCCAAAAAGCAGCCGGAGGUGCUCCCUGAUCGCUUCUUCACCUCUCCGCCACUCUACAACUGUAGAUUCGGGAAGAAAAGAGUGUCUCUGGGCAGGUCCUCAGAUUUACGUCUGCGAAGAAAUCUCAGCUUUUCCGAGGACUCUGACCUCUCCUGUGAUGAUGUUCUGGAAAGAUCUUCUCAGAAGUCCAAGGCUGAUUCUGUUUAUGUUCCUCAUGCAUUGGCGUUCAAGAGAUCGUAUGCUACAAAGAAGACGUACACAGAGGAGGAACUCAACGCCAAGCUGACGAGGAGGGUGCAGAGAGCGGCACGGAGGCAAGCCAAACAAGAAGAGCUCAAGAGGCUCCACCGAGCCCAGAUCAUUCAGAGACAGCUGGAGCAGGUGGAGGAGAAACAGAGACAGUUAGAAGAGCGAGGUGUCGCGGUGGAGAAAGCUCUGCGAGGGGAAGCAGUUGAGCCCUAUGUCGAGACCCCUCGCCGAAGAGUCCUGUACCUCUGCCCCUGCUGUGCCCCUGAAGGAAUGGGUAAAAAGGAGGAUCCGAAGCUGAUGCAGGAAUGGUUUAAACUGGUGCAGGAGAAGAACGCUUUGGUGCGCUAUGAAUCAGAGCUGAUGAUAUUUGCUCGUGAGUUAGAGUUGGAGGACAGACAGAGUCGAAUGCAGCAGGAUCUGAGAGAGCGCAUGGCGGUGGAAGACCAUCUAAAGACCGAGGAGGAGCUGGCAGAAGAGAAGCAGAUCUUGAAUGAGAUGUUGGAGGUGGUGGAGCAGAGAGAUUCUCUGGUGGCGCUGCUGGAGGAACAGAGACUGCGGGAGGAGGAGGAGGAUAAAGACCUGGAGGCCGUGAUGCUUUCCAGGGGUUUCAACCUGAACUGGGCUUAACUAAACAAUGACAGUACAUCCUUCUCUUCCAGGUCACGGGUCGCACCAGUUGCACUGUAG
Xyrauchen texanus (razorback sucker) is the source of this 1077-nucleotide messenger RNA. Its product is annotated as protein-methionine sulfoxide oxidase mical3a. The record is from RefSeq and is a predicted model, not a curated record. NCBI's taxonomy places the organism in Eukaryota, Metazoa, Chordata, Actinopteri, Cypriniformes, Catostomidae. The transcript is spliced from 10 exons.